GGGAACACGAAGCUGAAGAUCGAGCACAGCACAGCGGUUAAUAAACGUGGCAAUGAUGGGAGGACACGCAUGGACCCUGCUCUACCUUCUGGCUCUUGUAGUUUUAUGCCAUGGAGGGAAGAAAGUCAACAAUAGGCAACAUGUUAUUGAUGUUGAUGAUAUUAAAGAAUUUAAGAAGCUACUACGCACAAGAAAAAAUGUAAUGGUUUUGUAUACUAAAACAGCGAAAGCUGCUAAUGGCAUCAUUAAUGUGUAUAGUGAUGUAGCGUUAGAGAUGAAAGGUCUUGGAACCAUGGCCUUUGUGGACUGUGGAGAAGCCAAGAAACUUUGCAAAAAAUUCAAGGUAUCCCCAAGCUCCUAUGUCCUAAAACAUUAUAAAGAUGGAGAAUAUAAUAGAGAUUAUGACAGAAAAGAAGUCUUUAAGUCUUUAGUAAACUUUAUGAGAGACCCAACAGGAGACGCACCAUGGGACGAAGACGAAAAUGCUGCUGACGUUAUGCAUCUGGAUAGUACUAAGCAAUUAAAUAAACUUUUAGCAAAGGAAAAGAAACCAACUUUGAUUAUGUUUUAUACACCAUGGUGUGGCCAUUGUAAAAAGAUGAAGCCAGAAUUUGCUGGUGCUGCUACCGAAUUAUUAGGAGAAGCGAUUUUAGCUGGAAUGGAUGUCGACAGACCAGAGAAUUAUGAGACGAGAACCUCAUUUAACAUCACUGGCUUUCCAACUAUUAUUUAUUUUGAAAAUGGAAAGCGGAAAUUGGAUUAUGGCGGAGAACGAAACAAAGAAGGAAUAAUAACAUGGAUGGCAGAUCCACAGCCUCCCAAGGAACCUGAGAAGGAGCAAGAAUGGAGCGAAGAAGAGACGGAUGUUGUGCAUCUAUUGGACGACACCUUUGAUGAUUACCUGGCAACCCAUAGUUCAGUUAUGGUCAUGUUUUAUGCUCCCUGGUGCGGCCAUUGUAAGAAGAUGAAGCCUGAAUAUGCAGACGCUGCAGCAGAACUAAAAGAGCUAGAGACAUGCCAGGCUUCUUUUACAGUGGUAUUCAGAGAUGGGGAGUUUGCUUGGGACUAUAAUGAGAGGACUUCAGAUAAAUUUAUUGAACAUAUGAAAGAUCCUCAGGAGCCUCCACCACCCCCCCCCCCCGCCCAGCCUCCACCACCCCCACCCCCUGCCCCAGCGUGGUCUGAAGAGGAGAGUGCUGUCGACCACCUUGGUGACAAUAAUUUCAAAUCAUUUAUGAAGAAGAAAAAACAUGCACUCGUCAUGUUCUAUGCUCCAUGGUGUGGUCAUUGUAAGAAGGCCAAGCCAGAGUUCCAGGCAUCAGCAGCCACUUUUGAAAGCAACUCCAAAGUUUCAUUUGUUGCGGUUGACUGUACAGAGGCAAAGGAUACAUGCAGUCAAUAUGAUGUUGCUGGCUAUCCAACCCUCAAGUUCUUCAACUAUGGAAAGUUGACUCAAGAUUAUAAGAGCGGAAGAACAGAAGUGGAUUUUACAGCUUUUAUGCAUAUGCAAAUAGACCCAAAUAGCGUGCCUACAUCGGAGCCACCCCCGCAAAAAGCAUUUUGGACAAGUCUCGAAGGGGGUGAAAAUGUGGUCAUGAUGGGGGCAGGGAACAUGAAUGAAGUCUUGUCAUCAAACACGAAUGUGCUUGUUAUGUUCUAUGCUCCUUGGUGCGGCCAUUGUAAGAAGAUGAAGCCAGCAUUUGUUGAGGCUGCAAGUAAAUUAAAGGAACUUGAGAUUGAUGGAGUAUUUGCUGCAGUGGAUGCAGUAGUAGAAAAGAUUUUAGCUGAUAACAAUGAUGUCACUGGUUACCCAUCGCUGCUAUUUUUCAAAAAUGGUGAAAAACAAUUUAAGUACACAGGAGGUAGAACUACAGAAGAUUUAUUGGAAUUUAUGAAGGACCCAAAGCCAGCUGCACCACCCCCCGUUGAUCCUAAAUGGUACGAAAUACCCAGCUCCGUCAACCACCUCUCCACUGCCAACUUUGAUACGUUUAUCGCUGCUACUAAGAAUGUACUGGUAAUGUUCUACACCCCUUGGUGUGGCCACUGCAAAGCAGCUAAGCCAGCCUUCCAGGAAGCAGCUGAGUCAUUCAAGGAUGAAGCAGGGACAAAACUUGCAGCUGUUGACUGUACUGAGAAUACUGAUACUUGUCAGAAGUAUGGGGUGCGUGGUUACCCAACUUUCAAGGUAUUUACCAACGGUGCGUUCUCAAAGGAUUACGACGCUGGCAGGUCGGCAGAUGAUUUCACAAAUUAUAUGAAAAAUUUAUCACCACAAGACAAAACCAAAGAAGAACUCUGAUGCUUGAAAUAUCUGCAGAACUUUUUUUUUUUUUCCUCAAUACUGUACACAUUUUUUGUUUCUAUUCUGUUAUUUUCUAAACACUCCCAUAGGAUGGGGUGUUGUUUAGCAGGCCAAACAAAAAGAUUUUUGACAUAUUAUUGACAUUUGGACAUCAGAGUUGGUCAGUUUGACUCAGUACAGUUGAGAUCUCAUGCCUGGCAUGAAAAUGUCCAGUGUCCACACUUACAUGGAUUGACCUAAUUCAAAUAGAAAUCCUAGAGCAUAAACCAUGGACCUAUUAUUAAUAGAUCCAUGCAUAAACAUUGUAAUUCCAUUAUGUGAUUGGUCACAUUUUUGCAAUUCUAGGUCAACCUAGGGUCAACCUUGACCCUUGCUUGUGUUGAACUGUGUGGGUUGAGAGCAAUUUCAAGCCAGGCAUGAGUCAACCGAAGUUGGUUUAGACUACAAAUUUCUCAACUGUACUGAGUCAGUCUUGAGGCUUGAGGCAUGUAGUGUUACUGUAACCUUACAUUUUCUUUUACUGUAGGUGUAGGCCUUAUUUUAAGGUACAUUGCCAACCAUCACUUACCCAUACAGUUUGGUUUUUGAAAAUGUAACCACAGGGCUAAAAUUCAAUGUUAAGCUCUCUAAUUCAUUAAUCAAAGCUUGAAAAUUGGUAUUUUCACACCAUUAAGUUCUGUAAUUUGGUUUUUCCUUGGUUAAAAAAAAGUGGGUUUUUUUUUUGGUUUUUUUGUUUUUUUCGUAAAAUAGGGUAACACUAGAUUUUGGGUUUGUCGGGCUUAUACAACAACAUUUUUUUGGGCCUUAUUAGAUUUGUUUAUUUUUUUUUUCAAAUACAUUUUGUUCUUUAUUUGGAUAAAUUUAUCUACAAGAAUCACUUGAAAAUUUUUCUUUGCUUUUUUUUUUUUUUUUUUUUUUAUUAUUAUUUAUUAUCUUUAGUAUCUCGGUGAUGGGUUUUAUGGUAGUAAUGAAUUUCCCUGGCUAAGUACUUAAUUUCUAUGAAUACUUUUCUUGGUGAAUUGAUUUCACUUAUAUAAAGAGGCUUAUAAUUUUUCAAUAAUACAAGCUUUUGGAAGUUUUAUUGCUUUUGAAUAAGUUUUAAAACUUACUAUAAAACAAGGUAUUGAUCCAUGAAAAAAAUUGUCCAAGUGCAAUGCUGCCAUGUGGUGGUAGUUCAUCAGCUAUAUUUUACAUAACUUAUGGUUAAGCCACAUUUUUGGUAAAUAAUAAUUGUCAUAAUUGUGAUUGACAUUACAUAGGGUAAUACAAAUUGUAAUUAAAGAGAAAUUUUUAUAUUUAUUGUUUGUUUUAAAACAAAGGAGGAUGAAUAUAAUGAAAAGAGAAAAAAAACAAAUUUAUUACACAUUUAAAACUUGGUACAGACUAUCAAAUUUUACUUGACAAUAACAUGCGACAUGACUAAAUGUAGUCAUGAUGACAUCACAUUAUAACAAUAUCUAUAGCCAUAUCAUAGCUAUAUAUGGGCAUACAACGAUAACAAUAAAGAAGCUAAAAAGCAAUUGUUCAUAUAGAAAAUAAAAGAAAUACGAAAAGUUUUUACACUAGAACUAUUCGAUAACUAUUUUACAGUUGUGCGAUAACAACAUAUUUUGAUCAAAUCAAAUCAGAUGACAUCAUAAU
This is a messenger RNA of Anneissia japonica, 3946 nucleotides long. RefSeq names its product protein disulfide-isomerase A5-like. Gene Ontology annotation, molecular function: protein disulfide isomerase activity. NCBI's taxonomy places the organism in Eukaryota, Metazoa, Echinodermata, Crinoidea, Comatulida, Comatulidae. Gene Ontology annotation, biological process: protein folding. The transcript is spliced from 24 exons. The record is from RefSeq and is a predicted model, not a curated record. Bases 53 to 2302 code for a protein of 749 amino acids. Gene Ontology annotation, cellular component: endoplasmic reticulum.